Messenger RNA from Cryptomeria japonica (Japanese cedar), 2450 nucleotides. Its product is annotated as coatomer subunit alpha-2-like. Gene Ontology annotation, cellular component: COPI vesicle coat. Bases 42 to 2450 code for a protein of 802 amino acids. The record is from RefSeq and is a predicted model, not a curated record. NCBI's taxonomy places the organism in Eukaryota, Viridiplantae, Streptophyta, Pinopsida, Cupressales, Cupressaceae. Gene Ontology annotation, biological process: retrograde vesicle-mediated transport, Golgi to endoplasmic reticulum; intra-Golgi vesicle-mediated transport; intracellular protein transport. Gene Ontology annotation, molecular function: structural molecule activity; protein binding. The transcript has 5 exons.
CAACAAUACCCCAAGGAGGAGUCCGUCUGAAUCGGAGAAGAAUGGACAGGUGGAAUGCUGGCCUUUGUAGGAAUGAUGCUAAUACAAAAUGUGAAUACAAAAUGUUGUUUGAAACCAAUAGCGCUAGGGUAAAGGGCCUAAGCUUUCAUCCCAAAAGGCCAUGGAUCCUUGCCAGUCUUCACAGCGGAAUCAUUCAGUUAUGGAACUAUCAGAUGGGGACUUUGAUAGGCAGAUUUGAUGAGCAUGGUAGGCGGCCUGUUCGAGGAAUACAUUUUCACAAUUCACAUCCAUUAUUUGUGUCUGGAGGUGAUGAUUCCAAGAUAAAGGUCUGGAACUACAAGAUACGGCGAUGCCUUUUUACACUACUAGGGCACCGUGACUACAUUCGCACAGUUUAUUUCCAUAACGAGUAUCCUUGGAUUGUUAGUGCAAGUGAUGAUCGGACCAUAAGAAUCUGGAAUUGGCAAUCUCGAGAUUGCAUAUCUGUUCUUUAUGGUCACAGUCAUUAUGUGAUGUGUGCCUCUUUUCAUCUCAAAGAGGAUCUGGUUGUUUCUGCAUCAUUGGAUCGAACUGUUUGUGUAUGGGAUGUAAGUGCUGUAAGGAAAAAAACUGUUUCUCCUGCUGACGAUAUCUUGAAGCUGACGCAGGUGAGCACUGAUCUCUUUGGAGGUGGUGAAGGUGUUGUGAAGUAUGUUCUUGUGGGACAUGAUCGUGGUGUAAACUGGGCCUCAUUUCAUCCCAGCUUACCGUUAAUUGUGUCUGCUGCAGAUGAUUACCAAGUCAAACUUUGGCGGAUGAAUGAUACAAAUGCUUGGGAAGAUGACACUCUAAGAGGACAUACGCACUAUGUGUCUAGUGUGUUGUUCCAUGCAAGCCAAGACAUUAUUGUUUCAAAUUCUGAAGAUAAAAGUAUCCGAGUGUGGGAUAUGUCCGAGCGUACAAUUCUCCAAACUUUUCGUAGAGAGCGUGAUCGGUUUUGGAUUCUUUCUGCACAUCCAGAAGUGAAUCUUCUGGCAGCUGGGCAUGACCGUGGGAUAAUUGUCUUCAAAUUGGACAGAGAGAGGCCUGCCUAUGAUGUCUCUGGGGGCUCACUACUAUAUAUCAAGGAUCGUUUUCUGCGUACUUAUGAUUUUGCAACUCAAAAAGACAAUCCCUUAAUACCAAUUCGCAUACCUGGUUCCAGUGGCCCAAAUCAGGGGCCAAGAUCUUUGUCAUAUGGUCCAACAGAAUGUGCUGUUUUAAUAUGUUCAGAUGUUGAUGAUGGUGCCUAUGAGCUUUAUGUUGUGCCAAGGGCUAAUCUUGGUAGAAGUGAUUCAGUACAUGACGCAAAGAGAGGAAUAGGAGGAUAUGCUGCGUUUGUUGCAAGGAAUAGGUUUUCUGUUCUUGACAAGAGUAAUCAGGUUACUAUAAAGAACUUGAAAAGUGAGGUGACAAAAAAGUGCGAUUUUCCUUUCAGUGCAGACACAAUUUUCUUUUCAGAGACAGGUAACCUGUUUUGUAGAUCAGAAGAUAGUGUAAUUCUUUUCGAUUCACAACAGAGAACAAACUUAGGGGAAAUUCGGGCACCAAAUGUCAAUUACAUAGUUUGGUCAAAUGAUAUGGAGAAUGUAGCCUUUCUUAGUAAGCAUGUAAUCAUUAUUGCAAGCAAGAACUUGUCAGAGAGAUACAAAUUACGUGAGACUAUACGUGUUAAGAGUGGGACUUGGGAUGACAACAGCAUUUUUAUUUACUCAACUUUGACUCACAUAAAAUAUUGUUCACCAAAUGGAGAUGGUGGUAUCAUCAGAACACUUGAUGUUCCAGUAUACAUAACAAAGGUUUCUGGAAGUUCUCAUUAUUUCCUAGAUAGAGAUUUUAACAACCGAAUUGUACAGAUAGAUACUAGAGAGUGUGUAUUCAAGCUGGUAAUGAUGAAGAAGAAAGAUGAUGAGGUGAUGAGCAUCAUUAGGAAUUCUCAGCUCUGUGGACAGGCCAUCAUAGUUUACCUGCGACAGAAGGGAUUUCCAGAGGUGGGCCUUCCCUUUGCUAGAGAUGAGAGAACUCAAUUCAACUUUUCCGUGAAGAGUGGAAACAUUCAAAUAGCUAUUGUUUCUGCAAAAGAGAUUGAUGAGAAGGAACACUGGCAUAAGCUAGGAGUUGUAGCCCUUCGGCAGGGCAAUGCUCGUAUUGUAGAGUAUGCAUAUCAAAGGACAGAGAAUUUUGAACGGUUUUCCUUUUUGUAUCGGAUUAGUGGUAAUUUAGAUAAUUUGGCAAAGAUGUUGCGGAUAUCCGAAAUAAACAAAACUACAAUGGGCCACUUUUCAAAUGCAUUGUAUUUGGGUGACAUUAAAGAGCGCAUCAAGAUUUUGCAGGAUAUUACUGCAUUUGUUCAUUGCCUUACGGAUAUUAUUUGUUAUAAUAAGUCAAAACUGAAUUGGCAUAUGUGUUGCGAAUGUAUCAAAGAGUUCUAG